This is a messenger RNA of Necator americanus (New World hookworm), 1152 nucleotides long. RefSeq lists its product as uncharacterized. Bases 1 to 1152 code for a protein of 383 amino acids. NCBI's taxonomy places the organism in Eukaryota, Metazoa, Nematoda, Chromadorea, Rhabditida, Ancylostomatidae. The transcript is spliced from 4 exons. The record is from RefSeq and is a predicted model, not a curated record.
AUGCUGAGUCUUCUCAACGCUGCAGUGAUUGACGAUGACGAUAUCUCGAAGACUUAUGACCACAUCGAAAACGCAUCGACUACCACAAGCAAUCAACUAGCUAGCCUCGUAGAAGCGCACAAAGAACGACCACCACAGUAUACGUCAAACUUUGCCAGAGGGGUCGAUGAAUUAGUGGCAACUAAAGGAAUUGUGUGGAAGACGAUUACGCAUGUCAUGCAGCGAACCGUGCCAACACAGGAAGUGUUGCAAACUCUUCUUGUGGAAAUAGAGGGUUGUCUUAAUACGCGUCCACUCACUUACCAAGAGUGGGACGAAAACCCAAUAUCGCGCCCAACUGACUUCAUACAACCUGAUAUAAUCAUCAGCUAUCCCUUUGAGUUGAUCAGGGCGGAUGAAGAGGACGCCAGUUAUUUUCUUCCUGGUGAAGCUGGACUGCUGAAGAACCGCCAGCAAGCAGAAGACGCUCUGAAAAGCAGUCAUCAACUCACCGAACGUUUUUGGAGUAUAUGGAGUCAGCAGCAUUUGACAAGUCUGCGAGAGUCCCAUAAACUGCACAUCAAAAACAAACGUACCACUCCCAAACUCCCGUCAAUUGGAACAGUCGUUCUAAUUGCUGACGCAGUGAUACCUCGAAACGUAUGGAAAUUGGGAAGGAUAAUAGACCUCAUGCCAUCAGCCACAGGAAUGGUCAAAGAAGCAGAGCUUCAGACUCCUAAUGGUCGAAAAACACGACGUCCAAUAAACCUUGUCAUCCCACUGGAGCUGAAUAAUGCAAAUGACGCAGACGACCAGCACCAACCUGAGAAUCUGCGCGCAGAAGCCGAUCGAGUACAUCACCAGAGGUAUGACCUACGCCCGAAGAAGAAGCAGGACGCAUACGACGACAACCUCGAGCCAAUUGUGCCGUGCCAGGAAAUUCUAGAAACGAAGUUCAAAAAUGAGCUCACCGCUCUGGACGAACUUCAUGAGGGGGUGCAACGUGAACGCGACCAGCGAAGCUUUGAGGAGGCCAACACCAAAGACCAGUUUGAGCAUCAGUGCAUGUCAGCUCUCCAAACCUUUCAACACUCGGUCGACACCAUACCUCGACACCACAUGUCGCCAGAAGAGCUGAGCCAAGCACUCAGCACCGAAUACUUCGCGAAGUAG